GCCAGUCAUAUUCCGGCAUUUCUUACGGACGGUCUCUCCCGUGGCGGUCCGGACUCUCUUGUUCGCAAAAUUUCGCGCGCGCCGGACUUGUUAUUUUCGUGUGUCGUCGCACGUGUCCGUCGGAAGUCAUUCAUGUCUGCGGGGUCUUCCGAGUAGGAUCACUCGCUUGGUAUCAGGGGCUUCUGCAUGUAAAUAAUUUAUAAAACUUGGCGAGUGUUGGGAUUGUGCGAACACUUUUCGAACCGACGACUACCGAGAAGGUGGACCAGUUUUGGAGGAGAUCCGGCCUCGGUUUUCGAAACAUGUUUUGACCGCAACAAACUGAACAACGAUAAACAGCUGAACAGGUCUUCUUAUCUUGUGUGUUAUCCGGACUUUGCGGAUCUGUUGAGAUCCGAAUGGUUUGAGGAGUGCUGAAGAACCCCGUUUGCUGUAAAACCAACGAGACAAGAUUUGUCGACUGUGUCGACUUCGACUUCUUACAGAACCAACCUCGUGAAGCAGUUGAUGAAGAUACAUUGUCAACCUCAAAGAACCAACAAAAGCGAAACAGCUAGCUGAACAACGGUUCAGCAGAAGCGUUGUUGACGAGCGUAUCCAGCGUAGCGCUGAACAAGCCGUUUACAUCGUGUUGUUGUUGUUGUUGUUGUUGAUGCGGUUGCGGUGACAACGCUGAAGCGUUGCGAGAAGAGCUCAACCCGGUGCAAGGCCGCCAAGAAUGAUGAGUUAAAGUGCGUGCGUGGAGUGUUAAUAUGUGCCGUUUUUUCCACCAAGGCUGAUUCAGGUGUGAAAAUUUCGGUAAAUCUUGAGCAACGAGAUCAAACCGCCGACGUCUGCAGCAAUUUCAGCGAGCGAGUGUGUACGUGUUGUUGUUGUUGUUGUGGUUAAUUUUAUUUCGCGAGCACCACCGCCAGCACAACCUCCAAGUUCGGUUCAGGCUGGUGCAGUUUCGGGGGAGCUGCUGAACACGGCAAGUUUCGAAAAACCGGUUUCCAGCGCGAGAAGCAAAGGCAAGGAAAGAGAGUUACCGCGUGAUAGUGCAGAGCAGAGUGUGUGUGUGUGUGUGACGGAAAAAGUGCGGUUGAGGGCGGCGGGCAAGUGUUCGGCGGGGAAGGUUACGUGGCGGGGAAAAAAAAGGGGCCGGGAGUGGUCAAUACCGGGGGGUUCCGAGGUGAAGUGAAAAACCGGCUGCAUUCGGCGAGUCGCAGCAAGAAGAAUAAGAGCAAAGGAAGGAAAAAGGCAAUAAAAAUAGCACGUCCCACACGAAGGUGAACACGUCGACGGAGAUCCGUCGAAGCAGUUUCGUAGCAGCAACCUUUCUCUUCCUCGUUCGGGCCGGUCGUCCACGGAUAUACGCUCCAAGUCGGUGUGCAGUUUGGCGGGCUAAUUUUUGCAUAAAACGCGCUCCGCGCUGAGGGCAACUCCGUGACCAAAGAUCAAAGUGUUAAUGUUCAACGAAUCAUUUGUGAAGAAAUAAUCAAACUCAAUCACACCUAAAUCGUUAAACAAACAAUCAGGACGCAUCUCAACCAAACGAAUAAAGAAAAGGGUCAUCGCACAAAUCGUCCCCGACGAACUCAAAGUUGAGGCGAUAUGCAUCAAACCCACCCUCAUCGCUCGAUAACCGGUCCCGUGUAAUUAAAAUGAUUGAAAUCGAGAGCAUCGGCAACCCGAACGGAGCAGCAGCAGCAGCAGCCUGGUGAUGGAAUUAGUCUCCAUCGUGCACGCUGCCAUCUAAACUCCCGCAAAAAAAGCAUCAAACCAACAGUUGGACACCCUCGAAAGUGAUCCCACCACUCCGUAAGGACGCAAAACGCCGAGAAAUAUGAUUGUGAAAUAAACCACUCUCUCACGAAGCGUCACGCGCGGACAAUUUCUCUGGCCACCCACCCUGCCCCUGCCCCGGGUCCGGACUCCAACACGCUCAACGAAACAUAGUCAGAAGGCGCUGCUGUGACCAGCAUAAACCAACUAGAGAGUAGCAAAAUACAAACAAAUACACACACACAAAAUGUCCCACAGAAUGUCCCCCAAGACCCGGGUCGUGUUCAAGUUCAUCUUCGGCCUCGGCAUCUGGUCCUUUCUGGUGCUCGGAUUUUUCAAGCUGAACGGCGACCAGGUGACGCCGCACCAGUUCCAGCAGACGCCCAUCAACGGCCGGUUGCUGCUGAACAAGGACAACCGGUGGACCGGCAACGAGGCGACGUCCACCACCACCGACCGGUACGCGUCCCCGGUGGGGGCCGGCGUCGACGAGGUCCUGGUGGACAACCGGGCGGUGAUCGACGACGAGCAGCUGGUGCGGGACGUGGAGUCGCGGAUCCCGUCGCUGCCGAUCGCGUACUGGAGCAAGCACAAGAACGCGGUCCAGAAGAAGGCCGCGUGCGCCAAGUACCCGUCCAUCUUCGAGCUGGAGUUCAACAACAUCUACUGGCAGACGCUGCGCAGUUCGAACGGGACGUUCCAGCUGUUUGGGGCGUACUACGACAUCCGGAAGCGGUCGCGGAUCGGGCCGGCGGUGCGGAUUUUGGGGAUGAUCGACCGGAUCGAGCCGAAGGUGAAGACUUUUUGUCAGCUGUGGUUCGACGGGCAGAAGGAGCCGUUUAUUGUGAAGACGUUCGAGUACAAGUACAUUUGGUUCAACAAGUGGGGCAAUUACAAGCAGGGUAUCUAUCAGCCUUACUUGAUUGCUUGUCAGAUUCCGAAGCCGUUCCGGGGGCUGGUGCCGGCGUCGGUGUCGCUGGUGGAGAAGCAGUGCGACACGGCGACGAACAACUUGAGGGUGUUGUACAACAGACCGCUGGACGACAAGAAGAAGGGCUUUGCGGUUUGUGUUAAGGGGUUGGACUUUUUGUACGACGAUCUGUCGGUACGGUUGGUGGAGUGGAUCGAACUGUUGGGCAUUUUGGGUGCGGAUAAGAUCUUCUUCUACGAGCUGCAGGUUCACCCGAACAUCUCCAAGGUGUUGCGGUAUUACGAGGAGCAGGAUCGGGUUCACGUUACCCCGUUGACACUGCCCGGUGGACAGCCGAACGUGCCCGGCUUCCAGCACCUCUUCCUCUCUAAGAAGACAACCCACAAGCGGCAGAACGAGCUGAUCCCGUACAACGACUGUCUGUACAAGAACAUGUACAAGUACGAGUUCAUCGCCCUGCUUGACAUCGACGAGGUCAUCAUGCCCAAGCUGGACGAAGAUCGCACCUGGCACGACCUGAUGGCGCGCGUCGUCGAAAAGGGCAUGAAGCUCAAAAACGACACCUACCCGAGCUACAACGUGCGCAACGUGUACUUCUUCGACCAGGACCAGCACGAGCACGAGUGGGCCAAAGACACCCCGCGCUACAUGCACAUGCUGCAGCACGUCCAGCGCGCCAAGAACUACACCAAACCCAACCAGUACGUCAAGUGUUUCCACAACCCCGAGCGGGUCCUCACCCUGCACAACCACUUCCCGAUCGCGUGCCUCGGCGGCGCGUGCCACUCCUACCCGGUCAGCACGGACGACGCCCAGCUGCAGCACUACCGGGCGGACUGCGUGCGCACGCUCAAGAAGAGCUGCGAGGAGUUCAAGGAGAACCAGGUGCGCGACACCACCAUCUGGAAGUACAAGGACGAGCUGGUCCAGCGUACGCGGCGCACCCUCGACACACUCGGCUUCUUCCGGCCGUCCGUCGGGGGGGUCCGCGGCAAGGACUCGCUGUACAAGCGGUGAUUGUUGCAGAAGCUUCGGCACAUGUUUAGCCUCUAGUUACGUUUGUUCAUUUAUUCGAUUGACCGCACGUGGCGGCAGCGGCGGGAUCGCAGCAGUCCGGUGGGUGCCGGCAACUCUUCUUCCUACGACGCCCAGUGCUGCGAUCUGCGACGGCGUCGUUGAAAGCGCCCGACAUCGGUCAGAGCCUCGGGACGAUGGCGUGCACACAGCUUUGUCUAAUGCGAAUAAAUGAACGAUCGAUUUGAAUUAUUAUAAAGAUAAUUUAGACAAGCGAAGGAAAAAAAAAUGUUAUCAUUAGCGAGUAGGCGAAAAAAAAAACACACACUCUUCCCAUUAUUAUAUUAGUUAUUAUUGUCGUGUAGUCUUUUAGGCAGUUAUUAUCGCUUACGAAGUCAAAGUAAUUUAUGCAUAGUGGAAGAAUUUCGGUCUUCUUUACGAUACUACUACUAUUUCGCGCGGUGGGUUAAAAUACGUGUUUAUUGAUUAAACAAUCCAUUGAGUUUUUCUAACCAAAACUUUGUCAAAAAUCUGAAUGGAAUGUACAAACUUAGGAAUCUAAAAGCAUCAACACUUUUUUUCCAGUGCUAAAACAAAACAGUUUUUGGAAAAAAAAAACCGAAGGAAAAACUCCUAAAAAAAUCUUCUUUUCUUAGAAUGAAACCACGAAAGCACCAAGCUACUUCAAAAAAGCAUAGCAUUUACAGCCUAAAUUUGGCUAGAAAUGUACUGAAAUGUUAUUCUGUCGAUUGAAGUGUGUUUAGAGAGCUCAAAAAUUCUUUCAGCAAGUUUUUGGUUUCCUUUAGAGGUGGGCAAACCCGCUCUUUUUGAGGAGCCGCUCGCUCUUUAAAAUGAGCCGUUAUUUUGAACGGCUCUUUCGCUCUUUUACAAAAUAUUGUAGAAAAGGCCACUUUAAAGAAUGUUGUGAUUUUUUAUGAUUUUUAUUAGACAUUAAUAUAUUAUUUAAAAACAACUAAAAACGGAAAGAUUCGCUUGAGGGCUAAACGUUUGAAUAACUGGGUGGGGAAAGCAUCCAAACUUAUCUCUAGGAUUUCGGAAAAAAAUGCUAUUAAUUUUACGGAAUUAUCUUUAUUUCUGCUAAAAUCGAAUUUUGAUAUUUUAUUUUGAUAAAAUAUUCUGCGAACUUUUAUCUAGAUUCCGAUUUAUCAAUAAAGUCUACAAUUUAAAAUGUUUAAUCGGGCAAGAGGAGUAAGUAUAUGGCUUUUUAGUAGUUUUUCAGCAAAAUUUCACAAGUUAGGCAUUUCGAAAUUUUCUCAAAUUUGUACUCGGGCAAUUCUUUGAUGUGUCUUUACGAUCAGUUGUGCUGUGAAAAGUUUUUUUUUAUUUUGUUGUGAAAAUCGUUCACUUUUAAAGUAAUUUAA
Molecule: messenger RNA, 5091 nt
Organism: Culex quinquefasciatus (southern house mosquito)
Lineage: Eukaryota; Metazoa; Arthropoda; Insecta; Diptera; Culicidae
Exons: 6
Coding region: 2012-3712 (566 amino acids)
Source: RefSeq, a predicted model, not a curated record